CUCGGACUCCCAAAACUCUUACCUCUCACCUUUCCUUCUUCAUCUCUCAACUUCUCUAUUUUACAUAUCGGCUUUCUUUCGUUGCCUCUCGGCUUCCCUUCCUUACCUUGGACAUCCUCACACUUCUCAUCUUCCAUCCCUCACCUCUCAUCUCCGAACAGCCCUCCUCCUGCCUCACCACUCCCGACAGACUUGCCUACACUCCUUCAACCACCCCGCCAGCGGCAUCUCCAGAUCAGCCAGCCCUCCCUUCUUGACUUCAUUCAGCCACUCGGUCAGCGGCAUCUACAGCUCACCCAGUCCAUCCUCAAGACGACGUCUUGUUCAUACCAGCAGUGGUGAUACCUGGCGUACAGGAAGCGAGCAAGACUUCUAGGCAACGCGCUCAGCCUCCCCUCUCUCACGACAUCUCCCCGUCUUCCAUUCUCUUCUGGAAUACCACCAUCAACAAUGGCUCCCUCCAACUUUAAGACCUACGAGGCGCAGUCCCGGCUGCUCGCGGCGGUCCUUGCCAGCGCGCCGGGUCUGAAGUUGGACUUCAAAGCCAUAGUAAGGUACUAUGGCUCAGACACGACAGCGUCUGGCCUGGAGCAUCGCUUUCGGCCGAUUAAGAAGCAAGUGGCUGCCAUUCGUGAUGCUGCCGCCAAAGGGCAAGACGUAAAGGACAUGCAGGAUAUCUUCUUUAUGAACGAAAAGGAAAUCCAGAAACACUAUGGCGAGAGCACCGCUCAGGGACUGGAGUUCCAGUUCCGCAGCGUCAAGAGGGACGCCAAGGCGCUCAAGGACGCCGUCGCCAGGGGCGAGAACCCCGUCACCGCCGUUGGCAGGCCGGGCCCCUCCACCCCAAGCAAGCGCAAGGCGGCCGCCGCCACCCCCAGGACGGGCGGCAGCACCACCGCCAAGCGCCAGCGCAAGAAGGGUCCCGGCAGCUCCGACGACGACGAUAAGGAAGUCGACUACGAGGCCAUGGACGUCAAGACCCCGACGAAGCCCAAAGCCAAGGCCAACGCCGCCAACGGCCCCACCGCGGCGUCGGCCGGCAAACUGUCCGAGAGCGUCUCUUUCGACGACAGCAUGAAUGGCACUGAUGAUCCCAUCGUCCUAGAUGAGGAUGAGGACGAUCCCCUCAAGGACGAGCCCGAGCAGCCUUACGUGAAGCUUGAGAAUGAUCCUCUGCUGUCGCAGGGUUUCGAUGAAGACUGGGACGAGAUGACCGAGGGUGUCGUCUAAGCGUCUCGUCACCCCCCCGCCGACUACCCUAAUCUCCUUGACGCCAUCAGUAUGACCGGAGAACAGAGAGGAAUAUCUCUUCCUGGCUCAUCUACCCAUCCGGUGGCCCAAGUAUUAGUGACAACAGCGCUUGGAGUCACAAAAAGGAUUGUCGUCGGGCCCGGAUAUGAGAGGACCACCCAGCAGCAUCCUUAUCCUUCUUCAUCACCUCUGGGUCUUCUCUCUUCACGUUUUAUUAUCUUUUAUCGUCUGGGAGGAGCAGGAGGGAAAAUGGACAUUGGACACCUUGGGAAUUGCGACUCGUCUGGACUCGCAUCACCCAACACCACCAUAUCAUUACCCCCUCCCCCACAGUUGCCUCUCGCUUGAGAUAUCGGCGUCGAGCACAUAGCACAGCCACCCUUCAUACUCGAUGAACUUGUCUCUAGAGACCAGCAAAAGUUCUAUAUUCAAUAAACCAGGUGCACUUUUCA
Molecule: messenger RNA, 1703 nt
Organism: Gaeumannomyces tritici R3-111a-1
Lineage: Eukaryota; Fungi; Ascomycota; Sordariomycetes; Magnaporthales; Magnaporthaceae
Exons: 6
Coding region: 451-1230 (259 amino acids)
Source: RefSeq, a predicted model, not a curated record